Acanthoscelides obtectus is the source of this 322-nucleotide messenger RNA. Lineage: Eukaryota; Metazoa; Arthropoda; Insecta; Coleoptera; Chrysomelidae. The record is from the annotation of a GenBank genome assembly.
CAGGCUAAGAACGGUAUCGUACCCGAAAAGAAGAUGGUAACACCUGCAGAUCGAUUAGCACAAUUAGAGAAAACUGGCGAAACAGCGAAGGUUGCAAUACCUGAUUCUGGAACGAGAGUCGCAGAAAGAUCCAACGCCGACCGUAUUCCUUCAUGUUGGAGUAUGGAAGCAUGAGCAUCAUUAAGAGAUGGUUAAUCAGAGCCAAAGAGAGGUCAAAAAAAUCAGGAGCUCCAUUUGUAGUUAUAAAGAGUUACAUACAUUUUAGAUUAUAAAAAUAUAUGUGCAUACUCAUGUUUAUAAAUAUUUACACCUGGCCUUUUUA